UAAGCGUGUGUGGUGGGUAUGAGCAGUUGCAGUCCAAUAAAGGAUUUUGUUGUACUGCCAGCUUUUAGUAUCAAUAUGCUGUGAUUGGCCUGUUUCCCGCAUCGUCGAUCAAGCUGUAGGGGUUAUUUGAUGAUACACCGUCGAUUGAUUACGCGUAGGUUAGGUUAGGUUAGGUUAGGUUAGGUUAGGGUACCUCUUGACUUUCGUCGCUUCUAUUUUUAUGGACGUGGUAGAGUGGAUGGCACGCAGAUUGGGGCCGACGCAUCCGCAUGAUUAGCUUUUCGCCUGCGGCCUGAUUUGAAUUUGCGAGUGGGUACAUCUAUUAUUUACCUUGUACUAGCACAUCAAGAUGAUACGCCUUAUUCUUUACGGUGCCGCGUUGUUUUUGGUCAGCGGUUUGGUAAAAUGGCUUUACCCUCUGCUGACUUACUGGCGACGCGGCAACAAGUUCCCAGGGCCUAAGUGCCAGUCCUUCUGGGGAAAUCUUAAGGAGAUUAAGGACGCUGGCGGCAUGAGUGGCAUGAAAGAUGUUCUCGCCGCCAUGCACGCGAAGUACGGCCCUGUCGUGCGGCUGUGGCUGAAUCCCGUGAGGCUGCUUAUAUCGGUGGAGGAUCCGCAGCAGGUUCGCAACGUGCUUAUGCAUGCACGGGAGCGGUCCCCGCUAUACUGCCGCGUGAUCGAAGCGUGUAUCGGGGAAAACUCUGCUUGCUUUUCCACCUUCAUUCAGCCGCGCGCGCGGCGCUCGUUCCUGGAUUACCACUGCCACACGACGCUCAAGUUCCAGGUGCACGAGGUGACCUGCCGCGUCGCGGCCGUCACCGCGCGGGAGUGGGGAACGCUCUCCGCAUCUGGCGGCGAGCUGGACGUGACUCAGGCGUCUAAGGACAUGGUGGUCGGGGUUUUAGGAGGGUCUUUAUUCGGCCCGGCUUUCCCCGACUCGGAUCUGCGAAACCGCCUUGCGAACGAUCUGGAGUUUUUCGCGCACUCGGUUCAGGACUUUUCGAGUUACGGUUUUCUCCCGGCGUGGUUACCGGCGUACCGGGAGCUCAUGCGCGUGGCGGAGGACUAUAGGGGGGCGAUCCACCAGCUUGUAUCGGGUUCGUUUGCCAAGGACGUGAAGCAGCCAAGGGGGCACGGUCAGGGAACCGGCCAGGGAACCAGUGAGGGAUCUGACGAAUCGGAACGUGCAGCUGAUAGUAGCAGUGGUGGUGGGGAUACCAAGGGUUCGGAGGCCCAGGCAGAGCAGCAGCAGCAGAAGCAGCAGCUGGAGCAGGAGCAGCAGCCGCAGUUACUGCGAGAGAGUUUCCUCUCUGCGAUGCUAGCAGAACGCUCUGCUUUAGGCCAACCCGUUUACACGCAAGAAGUCGCUCAGGCCGAAGCAGCCGCGCUCAUGUUCCACGGCUAUCUGCUUAUCCCCGCGCUCUUAAAACGCGUACUAGUCUGCCUCUCCCUCCACCCCGAGGUCCAGGACCGCGUUUUCCGCGAGAUCCGCGCUGUGUGCGGUAACGAGGCGCCUAAAGACGAGGAUUUGCUGCGGCUGGAUUACCUGAACGCGGUGAUCUAUGAGGCGGCGAGAACCUUGCCUGUUUUGCCCAUGAUCACGCGCGCUGCUGUGAAUGAGGACCUAUGGCUGUCCAUAGCCAGUAGCAGCGGCAGCGGCGGCAGCAGCGGUAGCAGUGGUGGUGGGGAUGAGAGUAGAGGCUGGGAAACGGGUGGUAAUGGUAGCGCGGGAGGUGGUAACGGGGAUGGGGUGGGCCCUGAGGAUGCCGGAAGCGGCAGCAGCAGCAGCAGCAGCUUCCAUUUAGUGCCGUCUGGAGCGAUACUAGCACUGCCGACGUACCAGCUACAGCUGAACCCGAUCCUGUGGGGCAGCGACGCAGCAGAAUUCAACCCGGACAGGUUCAUCCACUUCCGCUGGCAAGGCUCGCACCAGAAGCAGCAGUACCACGACCCCCGCUCGCACUCCUUCAAAAGGGACACUCGCACGGGGCUGGGGGCAGUGGGGCGUCGGGAGGGGCCGCAGAGGGUGAAGGAAGAGGGAGUGGGGAAGCAGGGGGGAGUGGGUGCGAGUCCGUGGAGGGAAAAGAUGGUCCCGGGGCAUGACUAUGAGUUUGUGGCGCCUGAGCCUGGCCCGCAGUUCCUGGUGUUUGGAGCCGGUGCGCGGUCGUGUGUGGGGCAGCGCUUGUCGCUCAAGAUCAUCCGCGCUGCUGUUGCCGUCCUGCUGCACCGCUUUGAGUUCUCCAUGUCGCCUGACAUGCCAUCUGACUUCGACACGCGCCUUGAGUUCAUGGUGCUGCACCUGCACCCCACGCCCCGCCUCAAGCUCGCCAUGCGCUCUUAGCCGCCGUCUCGCCACUCAUAGCUCCUCCCUCCGCCUCCUAGCUUCGCUCUCCUCCCCUCCCUCGCGUCGUUCACCUGGGUUUGGCAUGGUGCUUCUUCACCUGCGCCCCACGCCACGCCUCAUGCUCGCCCUGCGCUCCUAGUCGGUGUCUAGCUCCAUUCCCAGCCGCUCCCUCUUGCCAUCCGCUCAUAGCUGUUCUCGCCCUCCGCUCAUAGCUGUUCUCCGCUCAUAGCUGUUCUCGCCCUCCGCUCAUAGCUGUUCUCGCCCUCCGCUCAUAGCUGUUCUCGCCCUCCGCUCAUAGCUGUUCUCGCCCUCCGCUCAUAGCUGUUCUCGCCCUCCGCUCAUAGCUGUUCUCGCCCUCCGCUCCUCACCUUUCCCUCCCUCCCUGCGCGCUCCUACUUGUGCGUCCUGCUUCCCCUCCACCUCUGGGGAUCUCUCACCUCUUUCUACUCCCUUGGCCACUAGGACGUUUGGCCUCUCAUACUCCCCUAGGUUCCUUCACUUUCCACCUUAUGCAUUGGCCCACACCUCCUCUCUCGCUCUGUCACACACACCGCAUCUGCACUCCCCAGCGUUGCUGCCACAUCAAUGUAGCAACAGCUGGUGUUACCUGUAGCAACCCUUCAUAGACAGUUCCUUCUCUAAUCGCCCUAUGGUAACGGUGUUACCACCACCUCCGGUUACAGUGCUAGGGGGUCUUCUCAUGCCCCCGGCUGGUGCAUGAAGCGCCAGAAGCAGCACGUUUUGCUGGAAGAACCGAAGGGAUUGUAGCAAAAGCAGCAGCAGUGGCAGCAGCAGCAGCAGCAGCAGCAGCGGUGGCAGCAGCAGCAGCAGCAACAGCAGCAGCGGCGACGGCGGCAGCAGCAGCAGCAGCAGCGCUUGAUACCCUUGAGUUCUUUCCCAGCGAGCCUCACCUUUGUCCGGACACCUCUGGAGCAGACGGUGUUUUUGGGGGAGAGGAGCCGGCAGUUUCGUCUCCCCCUUUCCCCCUCUGGUUUGUGUGUUGCAGCAGCAAUUCUUGUUCCCUUGCUGGGUGCCGAUGCUUUUGCCCAGAGUUGGGUGGCGUUUGGCCCUGCUUUUACCAUAAGCGUGUAGCAUGUUCGGGGUCUGCACCUGCGCUGAUCUCUGGGCAUUGGAGGGUUGUAUCUUUUGGAGCAUGCAUGCAUGCACUCUGCUGUGCCCCGGCGGGUACUUCUCCGCACCGCUCCAUGCAUCCACCCUUUUUGAAUCUUUAAUGCGAUGUGGUCGAGGUCUAGUGGUAGACGUAGUGAAAUGCAGCUAACCUGUUGAAUGGGCUGAAAGUGAAUUGGUAGUAGUGAUGGGCGUUUGCAUGUCUGUGCAGAGCAUGCAGUUACACCACCAGACCAGA
Molecule: messenger RNA, 3710 nt
Organism: Closterium sp. NIES-67
Lineage: Eukaryota; Viridiplantae; Streptophyta; Zygnematophyceae; Desmidiales; Closteriaceae
Source: the annotation of a GenBank genome assembly